Nerophis lumbriciformis (worm pipefish) is the source of this 1221-nucleotide messenger RNA. The record is from RefSeq and is a predicted model, not a curated record. Lineage: Eukaryota; Metazoa; Chordata; Actinopteri; Syngnathiformes; Syngnathidae.
AUGAAUUUAACAACAGAGCAGACACUGACCUAUCGCCGAGAGGUGGUGACAUAUCGGCUGGACGUGAUCGUGGUGCCGACGGUACUCCUCGGAAUCAGCGCGAUCAUGCUAAUCAUCAUGUUCGUCUUGGCUUACUGCCACCGCCAAAACGUGGCCUUGCCGCGUUACCGCAGGUCCCUUCGCCAGCGAGCGCGCCACCUGCAGGGCGUCGACGCGCCCCCUGGAAUUGAUCCAUUGGAACACGAGGAGGUGCCAAUGGCCGUCCACCGGCGGGCGGACGGUGCGAACGGGCCUCUGGGCUCUUUACGGCAGGUGGUGGCGCUCCCGCGCACGCUGUCCGUCGCUAGCGACGACAGUUUCGGACUCUACCGUGCGCGAAUGGACGACAAGGACGUCGUGCUAAGGGUGCUCAAAGACUCAGCCAGCGCGGAGGAACGACGUCACUUCCUGAGUUUUGCCUCCUUCGUGUCGGGCUUGGGGCCGCACCCAUUUCUGCCGGUGCUGAUGGGCAUGGUCUCCCAUCCACCACCCGUUAGGAUGGUGAUGGAAGAGAUGCAGCACAGAGAUCUGCUGGGCUUCUUGUGGAAAUGCAGAUAUAGCAUCAAUAACCAAAACGUGUCGGCAUACAAUAUGACAGAAAAGCGACUCUUCACCAUGGCAGCACAAGUAGCUUCUGCCCUGGAGUACCUGCACAGCCGGCGUUGCGUUCACGGCAACGUAGGCGCUCGCAGCGUCCUGGUGGGUGGGGACCUGACGGCCAAACUGUGGGGACUAGGUGCCGCCCACCGCCGCCGAAGCCAGGCGCCCGCGUCGCCGGGGUCUGAGCUGAAGAAGUGGCAGCCGCCUGAAGUCCUGGCCCGCCGAGACUUCAGCCCCAGCGGUGACGUGUGGUCCUUUGGGCUUCUGCUUUAUGAAAUGAGCACAUUGGGUGAGCCCCCGUUUGCCGAGGUGCACUCUACUAACCUCCUGCAGCACCUCCAGAGAAGAAAUUCUCUCCGCCGUCCGGCGGGGUGCUCUAGCGCACUUUUUGCCAUCAUAUCGUCAUGCUGCCAGUGGAGCCCUCGACAGCGCGUCACCGUGGCGACGCUGCUGGAAAAGCUCCAAGCGGGCGCCAGGAAGGCUGACGGGCAGACGCCCAUUCGAGCCGCCGCCCCCAUUGACGUGGAACGCUACAUGCGGCAGGCGGGCUACGGGGACGCCUACAACUACGCACUGCUCUGA